Messenger RNA from Camelus dromedarius (Arabian camel), 618 nucleotides. It is a transcript of the gene AVP, whose product is annotated as arginine vasopressin. Lineage: Eukaryota; Metazoa; Chordata; Mammalia; Artiodactyla; Camelidae. Bases 59 to 559 code for a protein of 166 amino acids. Gene Ontology annotation, molecular function: neurohypophyseal hormone activity; V1A vasopressin receptor binding. The transcript is spliced from 3 exons. Gene Ontology annotation, cellular component: extracellular region; secretory granule. The record is from RefSeq and is a predicted model, not a curated record.
ACAGCAGCGCAGCACAGUCCACAGAGCAGCACUGUACACUGUGCCCACCUGCGCCAGGAUGCCGGACACCAUGCUACCUGCCUGCUUCCUCAGCCUGCUGGCCUUCACCUCGGCGUGCUACUUCCAGAACUGCCCACGGGGAGGCAAGAGGGCCAUGUCCGACCUGGAGCUGAGACAGUGCCUCCCCUGCGGCCCCGGGGGCAAAGGCCGCUGCUUCGGGCCCAGCAUCUGCUGCGGGGACGAGCUGGGCUGCUUCGUGGGCACGGCCGAGGCGCUGCGCUGCCAGGAGGAGAACUACCUGCCGUCGCCCUGCCAGUCCGGCCAGAAGCCGUGCGGGAGCGGGGGCCGCUGCGCCGCCGCCGGCAUCUGCUGCAACGACGAGAGCUGCAUGACGGAGCCCGAGUGCCGGGAGGGCGCCGGCUUCCCCCGCCGCGCCCGCGCCAGCGACCGGAGCAACGCGACCCUGCUGGACGGGCCGACCGGGGCCUUGCUGCUACGGCUGGUGCAGCUGGCGGGGGCGCCCGAGCCCGCGGAGCACGCCCAGCCCGGCGUCUACUGAGCCUCCUUGCCCGCCCCACCCCACUUUCGCAGCACGAAAAAUAAAUCAUUUAAAAGGCA